Molecule: messenger RNA, 1761 nt
Organism: Morone saxatilis (striped sea-bass)
Lineage: Eukaryota; Metazoa; Chordata; Actinopteri; Moronidae
Product: motor neuron and pancreas homeobox protein 1-like
Exons: 3
Coding region: 245-1219 (324 amino acids)
Biological process (GO): central nervous system development; neuron projection morphogenesis; regulation of DNA-templated transcription
Cellular component (GO): nucleus
Molecular function (GO): DNA-binding transcription factor activity, RNA polymerase II-specific; sequence-specific double-stranded DNA binding
Source: RefSeq, a predicted model, not a curated record
UUUACGCACAGGGCUUAAGUGGAGUGAGUCAGUAAGAAGACAUUUCGUCAGGGAAGAGGAGUAUAGCGGUUAACUCUGUUAACUUUAAGAGCUGACCUCGAGUGUUUAAGAAUUAGAGAUUUAAAGUUCACCAGAGGGGUUUACUUCUCAAGUUACAAUUGUGAAUCCAAGAUAUCAACUAGAACAGAACUUGUUUUCCAAGCAAAUUGUCAUUUGCUGUUAAUUGGAGACGUCGUGGGACAGGAUGACCACCACUAUGGAGAAAUCUAAAAACUUUCGCAUUGAUGCGCUUCUGGCGCACGACGUGGAACAGAGGACGGACAGCGACCGUGCGUCCCCGGGGUUGUAUUACAGCAGGAGUCCCGGCGGCAGUCCGGUGUCAAACUGCGGCUCAGAGACGCCCUCCCCUCAUUCAAACCUAACAAACUCCUCUGUAGUCCAGCCAGGAGUCCUGUCAAAAUCCCAGCUCUUUAACUUGUCCCAGACAGGCUUCAGUGCUCUGCACCAAGGGGGUCUCCUCGGAAUGCACCCAGGCUCCAUGUACCCUCUGGCGGCCCUCGGAGGACAGCACCACGCCUUCAUGUACCCCAGCUUCACGCAGCUGGUCCAACCAUACCCCGAGCAGCUGAAGGGGGCCACCAUGGCCGCGACCCUCCCGCUGGAGCACUGGAUCAGAGCCGGGAUGAUGAUACCCAGAGUGAGCGAGUAUGGAGCCCCGGGCCAGGCAGGUAUGUUCGGGAAGUGUCGGAGGCCCAGGACAGCGUUCACCAGCCAGCAGUUGCUGGAAUUAGAAAACCAGUUCAAGCUCAACAAAUACCUGUCCAGGCCUAAACGCUUUGAGGUGGCCACUUCGCUCAUGCUGACUGAGACUCAGGUUAAGAUCUGGUUCCAGAACAGACGUAUGAAGUGGAAGAGAAGUCGCAAAGCCAAGGAACAAGCAACCGCAACGUCCCCACUGACUGACACGGAAAGAACUGGGAUGGAUAUACACAACGCCAAGCCUCAGAGUGAUUCACACUGCUCGAGUCUAGAGGAUGAAGAGGAGGUAGAAGGGGAGGAUGAAGAUGAAAAAGAGGAGAUAGAGGUGCUGAGAGCAGGUUCUUUAGGCUCUGCAGGCUUCAUGAGGCAUGCUGGAGGAGGAACAGGGAACUACAGCUCUUACUCAGAGGAGGAGCUGGAGGAGGGCGGCCCAAGAACAAGAUGUGGGGUUUUCCCAUAGUUACAAAGUUCAGCAUGCUUUUAUUAUACAUCUUUUUAUGUUUAUUACUCUUGAGAAGACAAUACACAGUGCAAUCAGGUGCACACACAUUGUGGCAUGAAGAGGAUCAUUCAUAGUUAACAGCCCAAUCCAUAGUGCCAUAUAUCGACAUCUGCACAUUGGGCUGGAUAUGAAAAUUGGACAUUUAUUGGUUUAGUAAUUCAUCUGAGUUAUGACUUCAGAAUCCAAAAAUAAUUCUGACUUACAACGGGAAUUUUUGUGCAUGAUUUACUUGUAAUUUAAAAAAAACAAACUGAAAGCUUAUACUUCUUUCUGCAAUUGACUAAUUUAUCUAUGAAUGUAAAUGUACUUAAACUGUAUGUAUUGGGGGGUAAUAGCACUUUCAUGGAGGGUACUGGAAGAAGAGACAUAAAAAUGAACUUGGAGACUCAUGUUGUAAAGAGUGUUACAUUGUUAUCAGUGCAUCCUGGUCUGUUACAAAUGCUGGACAAAUAUUCCACUAAUAUUAAACAUUUUAUAUCUGUAAGAAGAAUUUGCAAAAU